AUGACCGUUGGCCCAGGUAGCGGAGGCAGCCUCCAGCUGAUUCCGGCCACGGCAGCGCAGACUACCGUGCAGAUGGGCAGCCCCAUCGCAGGCAUUAGGACGGCGACACCGAACCGAGCGACGAUGUCUCCGGUGCUGAUGACCCGGACCCUGUCUACGACGGCUGUGCGCAAUCCUUCAGCACUCAAGGCACCAGCUCCCAGCCCGGAGAUCUCCAAUCGUGCCCUGGCCAUGCACGCCCCAGCGCCUGCAGCCGUGUUGCGAGGCUGCCGCUCUGCCGGGGAACUUCCACGGGGUGCCCACACUGCCUGGGCCGCCCCCGCUGCUGCGCAGAGCGGCAGCUGA
Symbiodinium sp. CCMP2592 is the source of this 345-nucleotide messenger RNA. The record is from the annotation of a GenBank genome assembly. Lineage: Eukaryota; Dinophyceae; Suessiales; Symbiodiniaceae.